Molecule: messenger RNA, 5180 nt
Organism: Larimichthys crocea (large yellow croaker)
Lineage: Eukaryota; Metazoa; Chordata; Actinopteri; Sciaenidae
Gene: sox18
Product: SRY-box transcription factor 18
Exons: 2
Coding region: 563-2374 (603 amino acids)
Biological process (GO): angiogenesis; vasculogenesis; lymphangiogenesis
Cellular component (GO): nucleus
Molecular function (GO): DNA-binding transcription activator activity, RNA polymerase II-specific; RNA polymerase II cis-regulatory region sequence-specific DNA binding
Source: RefSeq, a predicted model, not a curated record
GCUAUAUAUUUAUGUGAUUGGUCAGGGCGGGGUAUAUAUACUCAGCGUGGGUCGGUUAAAUCUGGCCACAAGUUUCAAAACUUUCAAACAGCGCAGGCAGACAGAGAGACAGUGAGUCGGACGGCUUGAGUGACGGAGGGGAAUCGAGCGUUGGACAAACCGCUGCACCACACACUCCAAACAAGAACUGUUGUCUUUUGAAAAAAAAAAAGAAAGAGAGAAAGAAAGAAAAGGAGUGAAGAAAAGAAAGAGGCAGAGUCAUUGUGGAUCGUUUUCAGGGGGAAUAUCCUGCACCACAACUUGUUUGUUUUCUCUUUCUUCCUCAUCUCCCCCCCUCCUCUCAGAUCUCGAUGCUUUGCUUUGGGAUUUGUGCUCCAAAUCCAUCAAAUUCCUCUCUUGAUCUCUCUCUUUGUCAUCUGAAACAUUUCGAGUUACAAAUCUUUUCCAGAACUUUGCAACCCAACAAACUGAGACAGACGUUUGUAGGAUUUCACUUGCAGGACUAAAAAAGAAAAAAAAAGGAGAAAAAAAAAAGAAAGUUGAAUCCAAGUCCGGUUCUGGAAUGAAUUUAACCGAGUCCAGCUUGUCCAGAGAGACUCUCCUGCAUGCCGCCGGACGGGUGUCCGGGUGCCCCUGGGCUUCCAGGACCCCGAGUCCUGCUUCUGAUUCUGAAAUAGGUUUUGAUCAGAACCUCUCCGGGGAUUGCAGUUCUCCCGAUGGCCUCGGAACGGGGAGCAUGAGGAGAACAGAACCGAGGAUUUCUCUCACACCCAGUUCAGGAGGACAGAGUCCGGACCUGACCCAGGGAGGAGGAGGUGUGUCGGCAGGCAUGGUCGACGGGAAGGCAGUGAGUGGCGAGCAGAGGAUCCGCCGGCCCAUGAAUGCCUUCAUGGUCUGGGCUAAAGAUGAGAGGAAGCGACUGGCCCUGCAGAACCCUGACCUGCACAACGCUGUGCUCAGCAAGAUGCUCGGUCAGUCAUGGAAGGCCUUGAGUGCUGUAGACAAGCGACCGUUUGUGGAGGAAGCAGAACGUCUGCGUGUCCAGCACCUCCAGGAUCACCCAAACUACAAGUACAGGCCUCGCCGCAAAAAGACCACCAAAAAACUCAAGAGGGUUGAACCGGGGCUUCUGCUUCACAGCUUAGCUCAAGGUGGGGCAUCAGGCCUUGGAUUAGGACCUGGUGUCAGCCCCUUAGGUGCAGAAGGUAUUUCUGGAGGUUCUGCUUAUGGACAUCCAGGUGCCCAUCACCAUCACUCUCACCACUUGCUGCCAUCUCUCGGGCACUUCAGGGACCUCCAGGCCCCGGGACACCCAGAGCUGGAGAGCUAUGGCCUGCCGACUCCAGAGAUGUCCCCUCUGGAUAUUCUAGAAGACGGAGGUGGGGAACCUGUGUUCUUCCCCCAACAUAUGCAAGAGGAAGCAGGGAUGGGAGGUUGGAGUGGCUACCACCACCACCUUCACCAUCAUAACCAACAUUACAGCCAUAAUUACAACCAUAGUCACCACAACUCCAUCCAUGGUGCAACACCAUACAGUCAGAGUUCAGGUAUGAGUGUUGGUCCCAGUGUAAGCACUAGUAUGAAUUCCAGUUUGAGUCCUAGUAGAAGUUCCAGAGUUGAUUCAAGAAUGAGUUCCUGUGAGUCAAACAUGACCUCAAGCAUGAGCUCUGUCACUUCAGUUUUGGCGAGUUCAGUCAACUCAAGAUUAAAUCCAUCUCACACCUCUGGUCACCACAUCGCUUUGAGGAGUCCGGCAAAGUGCCCACCACCUCUAUCUGACUCCACCUCCUCUGUUUCCUACACCCAGCCCUCCAUCAGCCUGCCCGAGUCGAUAAAAUCCCAUCAACCAUCACAUCAAGCCACUGCUCCUGUUGGCUACUUCGGCCAAAUGUACGGGAGCAGCGCCCCGAAUGCUGCAUAUUACAUGCCCUCCCACCUGGGGCAGCUUUCACCUCCACCUGAAACUUCUCCUUCUUCCUGCUCAUCCUCCUCCAUCGUCCAGUCAACCUUUACUCCCACUUUGCACUUAGAUCAUUCGAGUCCAGACUCCUCCAGCCAUUUGGGGUCUUCUUCUGCUGAGUUUUGGUCCGAGGUGGACAGGCAUGAAUUUGACCAGUAUGUAAAUGUUGGGAGGAAUCGAGAGGAGGCCUACGGACGUGGUGGGAGCUGCGGGGGUGGGUUGAAAGUCCUGAGCGGGCGCAGUGGCAGCAGUGUAGGCAGUAGCAUGAAUAGCAAUGUUAGCAGUCUUAUUAACAGGGACGUCAAUAGCAUUUUAAACGGUGCUAGUGCAUGUGAUGAAGGGAGCAGCCCUCUUAUAUCGGCUCUGUCCGAUGCUAGCAGUGCUGUCUAUUACAGCGCCUGUAUCACUGGAUGAAUGCUCCAUGAUCUCGUCUGUCACGUGUACCUCCUUUCAUACUGCACAGUUUGGUUUGGUUCAUUUGAACCAUUGUUACAGGAUACGGAGGAAGUAUAUCGGAAAGAUUAGUUUUGGCUCAUAUUUUUAAUCAAGUCAUGUCUAAUAGGUCUUUAUCUCUUAACGAUUUAAAUUUAUGGAUUUAAAAAGUUUUCCACAAAUGCUAAAAAAGGAAGACGCUGAUGAAUGCUUUCAUGGAGUCAGAGCUGGGUAAAGCCGAAAACUAUUUUUAAAAAUGUCCUAACCUGAAAAAAAAAGAGUGAAAUAAACAGAAAUGCUAAUUCCUAAACGUGGAAUAUGCAUGGAUUACUAUGUCCAGAUUAAUAGUUCAAAAGUUAUCAAUUUGCUUAUCAAGGGUGCUAAAAGGGUAAUGCUAAUAAACCAGGACUCUUCAUCAACACCUGGACAGAAAUUGUUCUGAUGACUGCACAGUCUGAAGGAUUCAGGGAUGUGGGAAGUGUUUUUUCAUAGUUUAAGUGCCUUUGAGCAAGGCACUAACCCCCUAACUGGUCCACAGGGUUUGUUUCUCUGCACUCUGACCCCUCUGGUGACAAACUAUGCAAAGCAAAUUCUUUUUUUUUUUUAUUGCACUGUGUGUACUGUCAAAAAAAUCUCAAACAACAACCACGACAAAUCUGAAUUUCAAGAUCAUCUCAUCAUUUUUGACAUUUCAUCUCAGGACCAGACAAACAUUCAUCUCACUGAACUACGCAAAGUUUAGAUUUAUUCAUCUCGUUCGUUAAAUGGGAACAUGAAGGACAAUGAAGGACAAAGUCGGGAGAUGGACAGAGAGAAAAAGACUCAAUGGGAGAGACUUGAUCCAGCCUCCACAUAUCUCUCGGCAGUGAUGUCGGGAAAGCCUUGGCCAUGGACCCAGUGCAGACCACUGAUGUCUCCCACAAACUAUCAGGAUGUUUUACAAGCCGGGUUGGGUUCUUUCUGACCGUGAUACAUGCCGUUCCCUCUCUCAGUCUCAGUCCAUGACAGGGCCUCAUGUCAAACUCCAUGCCAAAAUCUGCAUGUUUGAAGUUGCUUUGCCUCUUGGCAAACACCGAUAUGUUGAUGAUUCAAAGAUCAUUCUCUUUAACCAGUAAGCCUCUCAUGCGUAUCACUUGUUUAAACAAAAUGUUCUUUUUUUCAAAGUUAAGAAGUGUAAUUUAGUUCUACAAAUAACAGAAGAUUGGGUUCUACAAAAUUAAGUGCCAUUGGAAAGCUUCGUUUUAUACUUAAACUUCAUCAUGUCCAAGGUCUGCAGAUUUGUAGAUUUAUGAAGCAACAUUAUACUUCCAGAUAUUGGUAAGCAGUUUGACCACUCUAAAAACAAAUUGUUCCAUUCUUAAUUUCAUAAAAUUAUUGAGGGAAUUGAAGGAUAAUGGUUCAUGUGGUAGGUCAUAUGAUUUCUUGCCAUUUACUGUAUAUAUCGAUGUUUUGCCUCUUGGCAGUAUGUGAAGGAGAAACUGAGACUAUGAAAUGUUCUCUUUGCACUGGGUUUAAUGUCUUAGCUGUAUAGAAGGAACACUACUUAAAUGUCCAUAAUUUUAAAAUAUGUUUUUGUACAGAAAGGACUGUGUUUAUUUCAUUCCAUAGAUAAGUUUGACAUUUUAGGAAAUAGUGUUAUUUGUGUUUUCUUCUUGCUGAGACUCGGUUGACACCACUCUCGUGUCUGUGUGUGAAGCUGGAGCCGAGCAAGAAAGUGAACUCCUGUUGAACUAUCCUUUAAAGAUUAUUUGAAUAUAAAAGCGUUGCAGCGGUGGGUUUCCACUAGUCUUCUUUUUCCAGUUUCUCCUAAAUGUUGUGUAUUAUAAACUUGCCUUCAAAAGGAAAUCUGUAAUUAUAAAAAGAUCUCUUGUGGAUCUCUAUUGGUCUUUAUGGAGUUUAUUAGGUUACAUGUUACACUUUGCAAAACAAGAAACUUUCCCCUCCACAUCAAUGUUUUCACCUAAAUGACUGGAAAUCAAAACGAUAACAUGUUUGUGCUGAGAAAAUGAAAAAUCAACAGUUGCAGCCACUGUAGACGUCUGUGUGUGUGUGUUUAUGUAGCAUUUAUCCUGUAAUAUUUUUGUAUACAGCGGGAGCAAAAAAACAGAAGUCUCUCUUCAAGGAUUUAUCCUGCAUCUGUUCGGCAUUAGUCCCACAGACAAUACUCUUUUUUGUACAUGAAACAGUAGAACAAAAUCGAGUAUCUUGUACAGUCAAACCAGUUAUAUUUACCACACCGUUCCUUGUGGCUGCCAUUGGUUGAAAACAGAGCAACAGUAGAUUUUUCCGAACAUUUCCUCUAGAGGACGGAGCCACAGAGAAGCAGCAGUUCAAGCAAAGUAUUAAAGAAAAAUACUUCUACAUCUGCAUUUGACAUUCUUUUCUGUUGACACCAAACAGAGUCUUGUUUCCAUUUUAAUUUACUGUGACACACAAAGAACAUCAGAGGGACAGGCGUUUUUUUGGAGUCGUGCAAUAACUCUGGGGCUUUUGGUAAUAAUUAUCUGAAGGGGGAAAAAAAAGAAAAAAGAAAAAAAUGAAACACCCAAGAUUUUGGGAAUUAAAACAAAGGACAUUUUCUCAGCAGUCAUAUAACGACAAAUUAAAACCAGCAUUUUCCCAGAAGUGUCACUGUGAUGCUUCUAAAUCUGUCUAACAGGGACCAUUACUAUAGUUUCUAUAGUAAAUGGUUUUGUUUGUGUUUAUAUUUGAAAAAAUGUGGGUUGGCUGUAAAUGGAUUUGUUCUGUUUUAUAAAAUAAUUUUACAAAAUAAACACUUCAAAAAAAA